AUGGUCAACGUUCUACACGUUUGGUUGUUAUUAACAAUAGCCGCCUUAGCAGCAAGUUCUGACUUCUUACCUCGUCAUACCAAUUACCAUUCCAAUGCUACACUGCCUCUCUCGAAAUGUCCAGGUUACAAAGCUUCUAAUGUCAGAACAACAGCAUCAAGUCUCUCGGCAGAUUUGAUACUUGCUGGACCUGCCUGCAAUACUUAUGGUACUGAUCUGAAAAAAUUGACCUUGAAAGUGGUUUAUGAGACUGAUGAUCGUAUUCAUGUGGUAAUUCAAGAUCCGGCCAAUGUUGUCUACCAAGUUCCAGAAUCAGUUUUCCCGCGCCCUGCCGAAUCAACAGUCAAUUCCAAGGAUGCUAAUAUUAAAUUCCAUCAUGUUAACUCUCCAUUCUCAUUCUCAAUCACACGGGCAAAGACAGGCGAGGUUUUCUUCGAUACUUCAGCUGCAAGUCUUGUAUUCGAAUCACAAUAUUUGAGGUUGAGAACAAAAUUACCUCCAAAUCCAAAUCUUUAUGGUCUUGGUGAACACUCCGAUUCAUUUCGACUGAACACUACAGAUUAUAUUCGUACGUUGUGGUCUCGUGAUGCCUAUGGAACUCCUGCUGGCACCAAUUUAUAUGGAAAUCAUCCGGUCUAUUUUGAGCAUAGAGCUGGUGGUACUCAUGGAGUUUUUUUCAUGAACUCAAAUGGUAUGGAUAUAAUGAUCAACAAUACUAACGGAAGAAAUCAAUAUCUCGAAUACAAUACUCUAGGUGGCGUUUUGGACUUCUAUUUCUUGGCCGGACCUGACCCUAUUGUCCUUUCUCAACAAUAUGCAGAGCUUGUCUUCACUCUCGAUUCUGAACGUUUUCCAUUAGAUAUGAUGCAAGAUAUCAAUCAUUAUCUUCACGAUCACGAUCAAAAACAAAUUCUAAUGGUUGAUCCUGCUGUUGCAUACCAAAAUAACCCAGCUUAUCAACGUGGAGCAGCCGACGACAUAUUUCUCAAGCGAGAUAAUGGAUCUUUCUGGCUUGGUGUUGUAUGGCCUGGAGUUACUGUAUUCCCAGAUUGGUUUUCCAAAGGCGUAAAAAAUUACUGGAAUAAUGAGUUUUCAAUCUUCUUCAAUCCAAUUAAUGGUGUUGACGUUGAUGGACUUUGGAUUGAUAUGAAUGAACCAUCAAACUUUCCAUGUUAUUUCCCAUGCGAUAACCCAUACGCAUCAGCAGUAGGAUAUCCUCCAGAACCACCGGCAGUUAGAAAACCACCACGUCCAUUACCUGGAUUUCCUUGCGAAUUUCAGCCACCUGGAACGACAAACUGUACCUCCAAAAUCAAGCGAAGAUCAAUUAAAGAUAGGGAUCCUAAACCUAUACUGGAUACUCAGGCAACCGCCAACAGGCAGACACCAGGAAAACAAAAAGGAUUACCCGGACGUGAUCUUCUUUACCCCUCAUACGCGAUCCAUAACGCCGCUGCCUAUCUUCCAUCAUGGAACGCCGCCAAAGGAGGGAUAUCCAACCAAACAGUCAACACCAACGUAAUUCACCAAAACGGGCUCGCCAUGUACGAUACCCACAAUCUUUACGGAACCAUGAUGUCCAGCGCCUCACACACAGCAAUGAUAUCUCGUCGCCCAAACGAGCGACCCCUAAUCAUAACCCGCAGCACCUUCGCUGGUGCCGGCACAAAAGUAGGGCAUUGGCUCGGCGACAAUUUUAGCGAUUGGCUACACUACCGUAUGUCCAUCCGAGGCAUGUUAGCUUUUGCAUCCAUUUAUCAAGUUCCCAUGACGGGUGCCGAUGUCUGCGGCUAUGCCGAAGAUACUAAUGAGGAGCUCUGUGCUCGCUGGGCUAUGCUAGGUGCUUUCACCCCCUUCUAUCGAAAUCACAAUGCAUAUCCACCGACCAUCAGCCAGGAAUUUUAUCUCUGGCCCUCUGUUACCGAAGCCGCGAAAAAAGCUAUCGAUAUUAGAUAUCGUCUACUAGAUUACAUCUACACAGCUCUCUAUCGACAAACUCUCGAUGGAACCCCUUUAAUUAAUCCAAUGUUUUAUCUCUACCCAUCUGAUCCCGCGACGUUUGCUCUGGAAACACAAUAUUUCUAUGGAAGUGGAAUCCUCGUUAGUCCAGUCAUGGAACCAAAUUCUACGUCUGUAGAGAUCUAUCUUCCAGAUGACAUCUUCUAUGAUUUCUACACUCAUGCGCCUAUUCUCGGACAGGCAAAUACGAUUCAAAUGACGAAUUUAAAUCUUUCAUCAAUACCCCUUCAUUACCGCGGUGGAGUUAUCGUUCCCCAAAGAAUCGAAAGCGGAAUGACAAUAAAUGAAGUCCGAAAAAAGAAUUUCGAAAUUAUUGUUCCAGUUGAUAAGGAUGGGAUGGCGAAAGGUGAAUUGUAUUUAGAUGAUGGGGUUAGUGUUUUGGGAAAGGACGAGGAGGGAUAUGCAUAUUCAUUAAUUCAUUUCUCAUGGGAUGGGAAGAAUUUUGAUGUGAGGGGAUACUUUGGGUUUGAUUCUGGAGUGAGUAUUGAACGGGUUGUUUUUUUGGGGUUGGGGAAUGCAGUGGUGAAUGGGAAUAGCAAUGAGACGAGUGGGUAUGGUAGAGAAGAUGCUGUGAAUGUGGAUGAGAAUGUGGACGAGAACAAGAGUAAGAAUGAGAAUGUGCAGGUAAAUGAACAGGGAGAUGUAGUCGUUCAUAUAGGAAAAGAAUUGAAUGGGGGAUUCUCAGUUACAAUUUGA
Sclerotinia sclerotiorum 1980 UF-70 is the source of this 2715-nucleotide messenger RNA. RefSeq lists its product as hypothetical. Gene Ontology annotation, biological process: carbohydrate metabolic process. NCBI's taxonomy places the organism in Eukaryota, Fungi, Ascomycota, Leotiomycetes, Helotiales, Sclerotiniaceae. Bases 1 to 2715 code for a protein of 904 amino acids. The transcript has 3 exons. Gene Ontology annotation, molecular function: carbohydrate binding; hydrolase activity, hydrolyzing O-glycosyl compounds. The record is from RefSeq and is a predicted model, not a curated record.